Cucurbitaria berberidis CBS 394.84 is the source of this 660-nucleotide messenger RNA. RefSeq lists its product as uncharacterized. Lineage: Eukaryota; Fungi; Ascomycota; Dothideomycetes; Pleosporales; Cucurbitariaceae. The record is from RefSeq and is a predicted model, not a curated record. Gene Ontology annotation, biological process: intracellular protein transport; Golgi organization; endoplasmic reticulum to Golgi vesicle-mediated transport. Gene Ontology annotation, cellular component: endoplasmic reticulum-Golgi intermediate compartment; COPII-coated ER to Golgi transport vesicle; endoplasmic reticulum. Bases 1 to 660 code for a protein of 219 amino acids. The transcript has 3 exons.
AUGUGGAAACCAACUGUGUUACUCGCUGCUGCGCUGGCGGUCCCAGCACAAGCGCUACACUUCUUCAUGGAUGGUGCGACUCAGAAGUGCUUCUACGAGGAAUUACCCAAGGACACACUGGUUGUUGGCCACUACCACGUCGAAGCCUGGGAGGACGCGACCAAGUCCUACCAAACCAAACAAGACGUUGGCGUCUUCGUCACGGUCGAAGAAACCUUCGACAACAACCAUCGCAUCGUCGCACAACGGGGUUCUUCCCAGGGCCGCUUCACCUUCAGCGCUGCUGACAGCGGACAACACCGCAUCUGCGUUACACCCCAGAACGUCCCAACCACAGGCUGGUUGAGCUCAGGUCUACAUGGCACGGUCAAAUUUACACUAGACCUGGCGAUUGGAGAGACAAGCAGGAUUGAGAGCACGGACAAAGAUCAGGUCGAGACGCUGGUGCAAAAGGUCAAGGAUUUGAACUCGAGGUUGCAGGACGUUAGGCGGGAACAGGUCUUCAUGAGGGAGCGCGAAGCCGAGUUCCGCGACCAGUCCGAACACACAAACUCCCGUGUUGUCCGCUGGACACUGAUCCAGCUCGCCAUCCUCGGUGUCACUUGUGCCUGGCAGCUAUCGCACUUGCGAGCAUUCUUCAUCAAACAGAAGCUUACCUAG